GGGGUGGUGGCGGCCCCGGCGGAUGUUGACAUUGUGUUGUUGUUCCUGCCCACGGUAAUGGCGGCGGCGGCGGCGGCGGCGGCCGGGACCGGGUCCCCUCAGUAACCAGAGCCGACACUGCCGAGCGCCAGCUCCGCGGCCUCCGCGCCCGCAGCCUCGCCAGCCGUUCCCCCCCCCCCCCCCCCGCGGCCGCCCCAGAGCCAGGGCCCCGGGCGGGGGGCUCGCCGGCGCGGGAUGGCGGAUUUCGAUGAGAUCUACGAGGAGGAGGAGGACGAGGAGCGGGCCCUGGAGGAGCAGCUGCUGAAGUACUCGCCCGACCCGGUGGUGGUCCGCGGCUCCGGUCACGUCACCGUAUUUGGACUGAGCAACAAAUUUGAAUCAGAAUUCCCUUCUUCAUUAACUGGAAAAGUAGCUCCUGAAGAAUUUAAAGCCAGCAUCAACAGAGUUAACAGCUGUCUUAGGAAGAAUCUUCCUGUUAAUGUGCGGUGGUUGCUUUGUGGCUGCCUGUGUUGCUGCUGCACAUUAGGCUGCAGUAUGUGGCCAGUUAUUUGCCUCAGUAAAAGAACACGAAGAUCGAUUGAGAAGUUAUUAGAAUGGGAAAACAAUAGGUUAUACCACAAGCUGUGCUUGCACUGGAGACUGAGCAAAAGGAAAUGUGAAACGAACAACAUGAUGGAAUAUGUCAUCCUCAUAGAAUUUUUACCAAAGACACCGAUUUUUCGACCAGAUUAGCAUUUGCUUUAUUUAUAGAGACUUUGCAAGUGUGUUGUCUUUCCAAUGGUGCCUUGCUUGGUGCUCUCCUGCUGGUGACAUGAUGCUGGUUCUACAGAAUCGGGUGGUGGUUCUGUUUGUUUUGUUUUUAAAUAACCGCAUGUUCUAUGUGUGCAUAUUUGUCAAACUUUGCAAGUUAUUUCAUACAGAUGUUUAAUACUUAA
Peromyscus eremicus (cactus mouse) is the source of this 935-nucleotide messenger RNA. It is a transcript of the gene Chic2, whose product is annotated as cysteine rich hydrophobic domain 2. The transcript is spliced from 6 exons. The record is from RefSeq and is a predicted model, not a curated record. Lineage: Eukaryota; Metazoa; Chordata; Mammalia; Rodentia; Cricetidae. Bases 235 to 732 code for a protein of 165 amino acids.